Hansenula anomala is the source of this 2331-nucleotide messenger RNA. It is a transcript of the gene APC5, whose product is annotated as anaphase promoting complex subunit 5. NCBI's taxonomy places the organism in Eukaryota, Fungi, Ascomycota, Saccharomycetes, Phaffomycetales, Wickerhamomycetaceae. Gene Ontology annotation, cellular component: anaphase-promoting complex. Bases 1 to 2331 code for a protein of 776 amino acids. The record is from RefSeq and is a predicted model, not a curated record. Gene Ontology annotation, molecular function: protein binding. Gene Ontology annotation, biological process: positive regulation of mitotic metaphase/anaphase transition; protein K11-linked ubiquitination; anaphase-promoting complex-dependent catabolic process. The transcript has a single exon.
AUGGAGCAAUCAUCUACAAAGGUGGUUUUGACGCCCUCUUUUGCCCCUUAUAAGAUCGUGCUACUCACAUUGAUAGCUGCAUAUUGUGCUGGUAUUUUACCAAAGAAAACUCAUAGGCCAUUACUCACUACAAUAGUUAAAUAUAUUGAGCGUCCCUCUAUUUAUCAUGACACUGAGAGCUCUGUGAAUGUCCCAACCCUUGAUGAGAUUUUGAGAAAUAUCAAAGAAUCAUGUUUGAAAGCUGAUCCAGUGGAAGGUGUUUCGUAUGCUCAUGAUAUAGAACAAAGAUUACUACAUGCAUUGUGGUCCUUGAAAUCAUUAGAUUCACUACAUUCAUUUAUUAACAGGGCAAGGUCAAUGUUGACGAAAAACUUAAAGGAUGCAUCCUUAUUUAUGAAUAGUAAACCUGCUGGGUCCGUUCCUAAAUAUUUACUCACAAGAUCAAGUUUCUUGGGAAAUUUCGUUACAACUUGCAUUGCCAGCUUUGAAACACUUGAGUUUGAUAAAUCUGAGCUGCUAUGGACAUCAUUUGUGAAUUUUAGAAUAUCCAGUAAGUCAAAGUGGGUUAAAAAACAUGCUGAAAGAAUCCCUGAUGUCCAUGAUUUUUUUGGUACAGCAGACAAAGAUGAUGACUUUUCUCAGUUGAAAUCCGUCUUCAAUUAUUUGCCUUUGAAUGAAAAUGAGAUAAGAGAAGAGAUUGUUUUAGUAUCACAAGAAGAUUUGUCCAAGUUACUUGACCACCAAGUCCAUAUUCUUGAAACAUAUGGAACACCAACCUCUCCUGAGUUAAGACGAACCUUGGCACUUAUGACACAAGCUGAAACAGGGAAACUACCUUCUAUUCAUUACAUCAAGUAUCUUGAGUCUUUAAGAAGUGCAGACUAUGAAGGUGCGUUUUAUUCAUUACACCGGUACUUUGAUUAUAUGAUGAGUAACAGAAGAACUGUCUUUUACCACUAUGCCUUGUUAUGUUUGGCCACUUUGCAUGCUGCAUUCGAUUGUGAACAGGAGGCUAUUCGGGCAAUUGAAGAGUCUAUCUCUGUUGCUAGAGAGAAUAAAGACUAUACCUGUUUAAAUUUUGUCUUGUCAUGGUUAUUCAAUUUCAUGAAGGAUAGACCAACAAUAAAGCAUGACUUUUACCUUUCAAAUACUCAUCUUUUGCAGUUUUUGAAAACCAACUCUGGACUAACGUCCUCAUCCUUACAUUCCACUGCUUAUCAAUCGGAGGCCACACAGAUCAUGAUGGAAGGUGGGUCAACAAGCUCAGUGUUAGAGUCAUUAACAAAAGCUGCACAUAUAUCAUUGUCUGAAGAUAGCUCUCUAGUUUCAUUCAUCAGUUAUUGUGCGUUGGCCAGUGCUUUUUGGUUUAGGGUUGGUAACUAUGAUUUAGCGAAAGCUUAUUGUGAAAUCUCUUUGGAAUCAAGUACGAGUAUCAGCCAGAAGGUUUCCAUUUUCAUACGCAAGGCAUCAGUUGAGUACUCGCUUGGUAAUGUCGAAGAAGCAUUCAUUAUUUUAGAGAAACAAAAGUCACUGGUAUGCUCAGAUUUAAGAUUGAGCAAAGAGUUGGUGAGCCACAAACUUAUAUUGUUAUCAAGGCAAUGCAUUAGAAGUUCACGUUGCAGGAUGGCAAAAUAUUAUUUGGAGAAACUAGAAGCACAACACCACGUCAACAUAGAUAUUGAAAGCGAACUACAGUAUUUAACUGCAUGUUUACAUCUGAGACUUGGAAAUCUCCAAUUAGCUUUUGACAUUGUGUCAAAACAGACAUCCACAUAUGCUAGGAAAGCCAGUAAUAAAUUUUGGUUUUUAAAAUUCAGUUUAUUACACUGUGAAAUUAUGAGCCAAAGCUCCACUCCUGCUCGUGCAUUUUCUAGCACAAUCAAAUGCAUACAAUCAGCUUCAAAAUCUGGCUUCACGCUAGUUGUUCUUGAAGGUGUUCUCAAGUUGGCCGAUAUAUUAAUGAAAUUAAACAAACUUGAAGAUGCUAGAGGGUUAUUAUCUGAUUGUAUUCCUUACUUUGAACAACUGUCAGACCUAGCGUUGAAAUCAAAAGCAUAUCAAGUUAUUGCUGAAGGUUUGAUAAGCUUAUUCAAGACUGAAGAUAUUGAUAGGAAAAAGAAAAUUCAGCAACUUACUAAGAUUGUGGAUCAUUUGGAAAAGUCUAUUGAUGGUUUCAAGAAAUUAUCCAUGUUUCAAGAGAUAAAGAAAUGUUUAGAGUUGCAGAUUAGUAUUGGGAAAAAAAUCAAUCAUGAAGAAAUGCUAAACCAUGCCCAAUCAUCCUUGGUUAGUAUUGAUUUAAAAAUCAAAGAAGAGUUAGCUAUACAAAACUAG